CAUCGUCAGCUGCUUCGACCCGUGGUCUCAUUCUGGUACAAAAUUGCUAUCACACAACUGGCCUUCAUGCAUCAUGAAUUGUGCUAUAGUUAACAGCUGCAAAUUUCCCAUCAGAACUCUGCGAUAACUGUUCAGAAUCUAUAUAUGAUCUGCUCUUGAGAAUUUUUUUUUGGUUCGCCCUGCAGCGCACCGUUCUACUAAGGAUACGAGAUGGGUUUCGACUACGACUUCAACCACGGCUCUUCCGAGAUCGUAGGCCAAGUUGGUGCCAAACAAGUUCAAGUUUCCGCAGAGGAAUACGAUGAAGAAUUGUAUCAGCGCGUGCUCAAGAGGGUGGACAGACGAAUCAUGCCUCUUGUCUUAUUUCAGUAUCUUAUCAUGCGGAUCGACGUCAACAACGUAUCAAACGUUGCCAUUCUGAAUGUCGAACAGGGUACCGACAUCAAGACGCAGCUGGGUCUCUCCGCGCAACAAUGGGUUUGGGUCAUAGCUUCUUUCUAUUACCCAUAUAUGUUCCUCGAACCUGUCUCAACCAUCCUGCUGAAGAAGAGUACUCCCCCAGUCUGGAUCUCCCGAAUUAUGGUGACCUGGGGUAUUCUCACCUGCAGCGUUGCUGCCGUCAAGACCUAUGGUGCUCUCAUUGCUUUACGAGCUCUGAUCGGUGCUGCCGAAGCUGGGUAUUUCCCUUGUAUCAUCUACUUCUGGACCUUCUGGUAUACGCCGGCUGAGCUCGCUAUCCGGGUCGCAGCCCUUUACUCGAUGGCAGCAUUGUCUGGUUUUGUAGGCGGAUUCUUAUCCUACGCUAUCUCUUUCGCGAAUGGCCGUUUAGCUGGGUGGCAAUGGCUUUACAUCAUCGAAGGCCUCAUGCCGAUUGGCGUCGGUAUCCUCACAUACUUUGCGCUCCCUGCCUACCCCGACCGUGCCAAGUGGCUCACAGAGAAGGAAAAGAAUGUCAUCAUCAAACACUUGCAUCGCGAUGCUCCCAAGGUCACCGGGAAGACUUGGUCAUGGUCGGCUGCUAGAUUAUUAUUCACGGAUCCAACAUACUACACGUUUACGUUCGCAUGGAUCUGUACUGGCGUUGGUGGGAACGGCAUCAUCUAUGCUUUACCUCAAGUUAUCAAGGACUUAGGUUUCGCUGACUCGCGGAAGUCGAACAUUCUUACAAUGCCUCCGGCCUUCGCUUCUUUUUCUCUAGUGUUGAUUCUAGGGUAUUACAUCAGGCGUGGACUAAUCAACCCCUUCCCCACUGUUGUAGUCCUCGACAUCGUCUUGAUUGCUUGCUAUAUCGUGCUUUUAACUGUGGAGACCGUCGGGGUACGGUAUUUCGUUCUCGUUGUCUCGACAGCUGCUAGUCAGUGCAUAUAUCCGAUGUUGUGGCCUAAACGCGUUCAGGCUCUUCGAGGGACAGCGAUGGCUGGUCUUGGGAUUGGUUUGCAUAACGCCGCUUCUCAGUUCAGUGGAAUUCUUGGACCGCAGAUAUUCAGUCCUGCGUAUGCUCCGAGGUACACUAUAUCGUAUCGGGUAUGCGUCGGUCUGUUAGCUGGUGGUAUAACGUUCCAUCUUCUGACCUGGCUGUUGAUGCACGGACCAGUACAGAAAUACGUGCCUUCGCUCGCUCAGCAUAUUCAAUCUCAAACACAAAUUCGAAAAAGAGAUCUGGAAGCCCACUGGUCAUCUGAAGGAAAUGAAUCCGUUGGUGAUGUGGAGAGUAUCAAGAUAUCCAGCGUGUUGGGUAAACAGGUAUUGGUUAUGGACUUGGAAGUUGAGAACUAGGAAAUGGAAACAAGAAAGCUUUACCCUUGCCUGUAAUACUACGCAUUUAGUCAAUUUAACUUCCGGCCUCG
Molecule: messenger RNA, 1847 nt
Organism: Marasmius oreades (fairy-ring Marasmius)
Lineage: Eukaryota; Fungi; Basidiomycota; Agaricomycetes; Agaricales; Marasmiaceae
Exons: 22
Coding region: 211-1776 (521 amino acids)
Biological process (GO): transmembrane transport
Cellular component (GO): membrane
Molecular function (GO): transmembrane transporter activity
Source: RefSeq, a predicted model, not a curated record